GAAAUGGACCUCAACAAGCCUGCAUUCCGUUCAAUGCAUCCGUUUGCACAGGCGAAUAUCUUCAGCAAAUACUUUUUCUGGUGGCUUACCGGACUGCUUCGAACAGGAUUGCGACGACAGAUUGCCGUGGGGGAUGUCUAUCGGACGUUACCCGAACACCAAAGCGAUCAAAUCGGAAACCGAUUUCAGCACCAAUGGGAGCGACAACGGAUGAAUAGCUGCGAAACGGUACCGGAUGCGGCAAACGGAGAAAGCAAAAACCCUUGGCAACUACUGAGGGUGCUGUUGAAAAUCUACGGCACCGGAAUGCUACUGUUCGGGGGAAUUUAUAGCUGCCUGGAGUCUAGCUGCAGAAUCAUCCAACCAUUUCUACUGGGACAGUUGAUCCUUUAUUUCGAUCAGCUCGCUGCUUCCGCAGGCACGUCCGCUCCUGGCGGCCGGAACCUAGCGACAACCGGUGGCAAUGAUGAUGAUGAUGAUGAUGAUGACAGACUGAGCGUGGCCUAUCUGUAUGCUGCGGGCAUCGUACUGACCGUGCUGCUUCCGGCGGCUAUUUUUCAUCUCUAUCAGCUGUUUCUGCUGCAGGUCGGGAUGAAAAUUCGAAUCGGAUGCUGUGCGCUCGUUUAUCGAAAGGUAUUGGAGAUGAGUAGUGCCCAAUCGACGGAUGGCCUUAGCGGUCGGGUAAUUAACCUGAUGUCAAACGAUGUGAGUCGAUUCGAUUAUGCGGUCAUUUUCUUCCACGAUCUGUGGAAAGGUCCCGUGGAGCUGCUGAUAGUGUCGGUAUUGGUGUACCGGUUGAUCGGGGUGUCUGGACUGGUUGGAAUCGUGCUGCUGCUGUUGUUUAUUCCUGGUCAAGCAUGGUUGGGCAGAGGGGCAGCGAAGUAUCGAUUGCGGACGGCACUUGCCAGCGACGAACGGGUCAAGUUUACGAACGAGAUCAUUCAAGGGAUACAGGUCAUCAAGAUGUACGUGUGGGAGAAACCCUUUGAGUUGAUCGUUCGAAAACUGCGUCGGAAAGAAAUAGGAGGACUUCGUGGAGCAGCCUUCAUCAAAGGAGCGUUGUAUGCGAUGCGAAUUAUACCGAAGAUUUCGAUAUUUCUGAGUUUGGUGGUGUAUGUAUUCACCGGGAACGCAAUCACGGCGAAACUGGUCUACAUGUUGAUAUCGUUCUUUAGUGUGAUUCAUCAUUCGAUGGUGGAGUUCUGGCCACUUGCGGUGACUUCGUGUGCCGAAGCUUGGGUGUCGUUGAAAAGAGUAGAGGAAUUUCUCAUGGAAAAGUCCGUGGUACGAGAGAAUGGUGGAGACAAACUGAAUUCGGCUGUCGGCACAAUAGAGCUCCGAAACGUAAGCGCGGCAUGGCCAAAAUCGAGUUUCUCCCUUCGAUCCCUCAAUUGGACUGUGAACAAUGGUCAAAUGUGGACAAUUAUUGGUGAGGUUGGAUCAGGAAAAUCGUCAUUGCUGAAUCUUCUGAUGGAGGAAUUGACGCCUCAAGAAGGAAACCUAUCGGUUGGUGGCACGAUCAGCUACUGCUCACAGAAACCAUGGGUAUUCGAGGGGACGGUUCGAGAGAAUAUUCAAUUUGUUGAAGCGUUCGAUGAACUGCGAUAUAGGGAAGUUGUGAGAGUUUGUUCCCUUGAAAGAGACUUCCAGCUGUGGCCUAAUGGUGAUUUGACCGUGGUUGGCGAGCGGGGAGUUAGCUUAAGUGGAGGCCAAAAGGCUAGGGUAAAUCUUGCUAGGGCAAUCUACCGCAAAGCCGAUGUCUAUCUGUUGGACGAUCCACUUUCGGCGGUGGAUGCGCAUGUAGGAAACUUCAUCUACAAAGAGUGUAUCGAGCGGUUCUUGGAAAAGACUACUCGUGUUUUAAUUACCCAUCAACUGCAAUGUUUGAGAGGGUUGGACAACAUAAUUAUAAUGAAGGAUGGGAGCGUUCAAAAUCAAGGAUCAUACGAGUCGCUGCAAAAUCAUUUCUCCGAGCUGGGAUUCGAGGGAGAUUCGUUUGCCGAGAUAGAGGUGAAGGAACCUAGCAAAGCCCUUUCAGACGAAGACACCUUCCAAGAGCCUCAGCAGCAAGAUAAAGUUGAAGAAGCGCAAAUGGAUGGGAACGUAGGUGUUAAUGUGUACUACAAUUUCUUCAAAUCAGUUCGUAAUGGAAUCUUCGUGACGUUCGUUGGACUGUUGCUGGUAUUCUGGCAGGCUGCUUCAACCGGAACCGACUACUUUGUUUUCAUUUGGGUCAAUUGGGAAGAGAACUUCUCCCAUCUAGCAUCGGUUUGGACAACGGAAAAACAUGUGUUCGUGUACACGGGAUUAAUCAUAUUAACCGUUGUUCUAUCCCUCAACUCACUUGCAUUCUUCGAGAUGUGCUUGAGAGCUUCCUCAAAUCUGCAUUUCGCACUGUACCGAGGUAUUUCGCUAGCACCUAUGAAGUUUUUCAACACUAACUCCUCGGGUCGAAUUAUGAAUCGCUUUUCCAAGGAUAUUGGUCUAAUCGACUCUAGUCUGCCGGUGGUGUUGAUCGAUAGCUUGUACUUUUUCCUAGAAUUGGCAGGAAUAAUCGCCAUCGUCUCACUCGCCAACUACUGGCUGCUGCUACCGACAGCCGUAAUGGGUAUCGUAUUCUAUGCGUUACGAUUCGUGUUUCUCAGAACUGCUCGUAACGUCAAACGGGUAGAAGCAAUCACACGCAGUCCUGUUUUCACACACACGAAUGCCACCAUCGAAGGUUUAAUUACGAUUCGAGCUUUCCAAGCGCAGAACCAACUGCUAGCCGCUUUCGAUUCCAAGCAAGAUUUCAACACUUCUGCUGCCUUCAUGUUCGGUGCCAUCACAAGAGGUUUCGCCUUCUGGCUGGAUUUGAUCUGCUGCCUGUACAUUGCCGUAGUAAUAUUCAGUUUUUUGCUAUUCGGAACAGAAAUUUUAAGCGGGAAUGUCGGUCUAGUUGUUACCCAGGUGCUGAACCUAAUCGGCAUGUGCAACUGGGGAUUACGUCAAACCGCCGAAUUGGAAAACCAAAUGACAUCGGUAGAGCGAGUACUAGAGUAUGCAGGACUGGAACCGGAGAAACAGAUUACCGACGAGUUACUGCCGAACAUACCAGAGAAUUGGCCGCAACAAGCGAAUAUUUCCUUUCACAACGUGUCUUUACGAUACACUGCCAGUGCCGAACAAGUUUUAAAGAAUAUUUCAUUCGAAAUUAAACCGAAGGAACGAGUGGGAAUCGUGGGUCGAACCGGGGCGGGUAAGUCAUCAAUAAUUCAGGCGCUAUUUCGACUGAUACCAAUUGACACCGAAGGAAUACCGAAAUCUACCGUACAGAGCCGGAUCGAAAUAGACCACCUGAGCACUGCCAGCGUUCCAUUGGGCCGGCUCCGAAAUGCCAUUUCCAUUAUCCCCCAGGAACCGGUGAUCUUCUCGGGUAGUUUACGUAGCAAUUUGGACCCAUCCGGAUCGCUCGACGAUGGUCGCAUUUGGAAGGCGCUGGAAGAGGUUGAAUUGAAACAUUUGGUGUCGAAUGGUGCGGGCGGCUUGAACACCAAACUGGUCGAGGGAGGUGCGAAUUUCAGUGUUGGUCAAAGGCAGUUGAUUUGCCUCGCGAGAGCCAUUCUUCGCGACAGUAGAGUACUCAUAAUGGACGAAGCAACUGCUAACGUUGAUCCGGAAAAUGAUAAACUGAUACAACGCACUAUUCGGGAACGGUUUCGAGAAUGUACCAUCAUCACGAUCGCUCAUCGACUCCAUACCGUUAUGGACAGUGACCGAAUUCUGGUGAUGGACGCCGGCCGAAUGGCAGAAUUUGACAGGCCCAAAAAUUUACUAAACCAGCGAGAUAGUUACUUUCGAAGGUUGUUUGACGAAAGCGGUAUGGAUGUGACGCGAUACUGA
Messenger RNA from Sabethes cyaneus, 3882 nucleotides. Its product is annotated as ATP-binding cassette sub-family C member 4-like. Lineage: Eukaryota; Metazoa; Arthropoda; Insecta; Diptera; Culicidae. Gene Ontology annotation, cellular component: membrane. Gene Ontology annotation, biological process: transmembrane transport. The transcript has 11 exons. The coding region runs from base 4 to 3882 and encodes 1292 amino acids. Gene Ontology annotation, molecular function: ABC-type transporter activity; ATP binding; ATP hydrolysis activity. The record is from RefSeq and is a predicted model, not a curated record.